AUUGUUGCUUUAAAUAAGUGGGAUGCAUAUAUUGUUGUACGUGACCAAAAUAAUAUGGUGAUGUAUAAUGUCCUUGUUGAAAAUGUUGGUAUGUUUGAAGCGUUGGAACGCCAGGCAAAGACCAAGGAGGGGGGAAUGCUGAGUUUAAAGAAAUAUUUUGUUGCAAAUGUUGAUAUUGAAACUCUUCAAUAG
Messenger RNA from Racocetra fulgida, 192 nucleotides. The record is from the annotation of a GenBank genome assembly. Lineage: Eukaryota; Fungi; Glomeromycota; Glomeromycetes; Diversisporales; Gigasporaceae.